AAUAUUGUUUAUAGUGAUGAGAGGGGUGUGAUAGUAAGUGGAGUAGCAGUGUAGUAGUAGUACUCAAAAAAAAAUCCUUAAUUUUCCAGGUGGCAACAUUUGGCAACACGCGACGGGAAAAAGUUAAACAUUCAGUCAUUGUUGUGACAACAAGUCAUUCUAGUAGCAAUAACCUAGUUUUUGCACCGUAGUAAGUUUUUUUGGCCGCCAUCCUUCAAAGAAAAAACAACGGCGGCGGCCGCAACCAAUUCAUACGAACGCACGUCCUGUAAAAGCACGACCAAAACGUAUUUUGGUACCGUAGGUACCGUACUAAGUAGUACUAUUAUGUUGUAUGUUGCAUGUGCAUGCAUGGUGGACGAGUACGAAUAUUCAUGUUUUGCUUUCGCGAAGCGUUGUUGCAGCGAUGUUUCAACGUGUGUCUCUCAGUUCCGUGCACAUCGUCUUUCCCUACGGUACCGUAGUAAGGUCAAAAUCCUGCAUGUCGCCCCGCUCUGCCAGAUGAAAACCCAGAAAAGCAACCAAAUUGAAGACAACUCAAAAAAAGGCUAAAAAUCCGUUGACAUUCAUUGCUUGUCAGUUACACCAACAGAGCGACGACUGCAGUUUCAUGAUGACCAUUCCAUCACAGCAAGUACCAAAAAGAUUGUUCUAUCGAUAAAACAGAAUUGCGAAAAUGCGCUAAUUUUUCCAUAAUUCUUAGAAAGCUAAGAGCAAAAUAUAAACGUUUAAUUUGUGUUUUUUCAUUCGUUGGAACUUGGAAAUUACAGUCAACACCAUGUCCAAAGAGAACGAGGUCCCUAAACUCGAUAAUAAAGAUGUGAGGGCUAUCUUCGAGAGCCUCUACGAUAAUAGACCAGCACCACCGGGAUUGAAAUUUCAAAUUGUACCUGUUGGCCCCAAUGGCCAGGGACUUUCUCCACCAAAUCAUGAAUACGAAGGUAAGCUUUUGCUGCGCAUAAGGUGGAUAGAAAAAUUCUCGUGAGUCACUCACUGAUAAAACUCAUUAUUCUCUUACGUUGUCCUAUCAUAACAGAUGGAAUUUAUGUCUUACUGAGACCUGACAAGUCGAAGAAAAAUAAAAAGAACAAGAAAGGCUCUAGCAAUGAUUAUGAACGCCCGAAAAUUCCCCCCCAUUUAGCUCAUUUGAAAAUGAAAACCCCUUUAUCGAACGGAACAAAAUGGAGUCUUAGUGGACCGCAAUUUCCGAGACCCACUGCAAUCCAGCAGCGCUACUGCUACCCGCAGGGAGAUAGCGAAUAUGCUUCUAAGAAGGGAGCUGCGCUGUGGACGAUGUAUAAUUGCAACGGCAAGGAAGACAAAGAAUAUCGUUUACUGCACGUAUAUUUCUCAGUGAAACGUGCUAACAACACAGGUCGCAACGCGCUUUCUGUUUCAGUAUGCUCUAAGGCGUCAUCCAUGUCAUCCAAAGCUAGUACGAAGAGAGUCAACCGCAAGAGGGCGAUUCUAGAUGCCAGAAAAGGUGGGAAGCGACAGAAACGGCCUUACUCAAAAACUGGUCACGACUCUAAAUUAUCCGGAGUACUUCCUCCCUCUUCACCAGUGAGAGCAAACGGUCCGAUUUUCCGACCUCCUUUUGUCAAUGUUUCUCCGAAUACGGCAUCGGCAUCGUCUAGAGUUAUCGAACGCAACUUAUCGAGAGAUGGAAGCUUUGGAGACAACUUUGGAAACCACAGAAUUUAUACAAUUCCGUCAUAUCUUUUGAAUGGAGAUGAUGAGUCGUAUGAUACAAGCCCUGCAUUGAAUGCUGUCGAUGACAUUUUCCGCGGAAGUGAAUUGCCUGAUGCAGCUCGCGAUUAUGAUAACAUGAUGGGAGUCGAGCUUGCUGAUCCUUCGUCGAUGAUGAGGGUAGCAUGUAUAGAUUGGCCGACUCUGAACGAUAGUGCUAGCGCAAAGCACGCGCGCCAUCAUUACCAACAGUCAAGCGAAACAUUCCCCCAAGUUCUGGUGGGAAAACUGAAAACUUUGCAUGAGAAGAUUAUCCAUGAAUGGGUUGGUUCUCGCCCUCGUUCCGAGCAAGGUUUGUUGAUUAAUCUUGUUGCCAACUGGGCUCGUUCUAUCUCUCGUUCUCCCCUCGAAUUGAAUCGUAUAGACAGAGAUGUGAAAGAAGAAAGCGAUGAUAUCUCUGGUGCGGUUGGAUUAAUUGAUUCGUUGGUAGUCGACGAGGACGUAGCUAUUGCGGUCUAACUGUUUCGAGAAGGCUGCGAGCAGCGAAAGAAACCAAAACUUCGUUGAUGAAACUGAUAAAAAAUCAUCAUCUCA
Messenger RNA from Pseudo-nitzschia multistriata, 2283 nucleotides. The record is from the annotation of a GenBank genome assembly. Lineage: Eukaryota; Bacillariophyta; Bacillariophyceae; Bacillariales; Bacillariaceae.